GGUCGCCACGAGCUUCACAGUCGCAAAGUCAUCGCCCGUGCAUCAAGUCGCGCGUUUCGCUCGCGGUCGGUGAAUUGAUGUGAGUGUGCGCGUCACGUUCAUGAUAGUCCGGCUGGUUAAGCGGACUAAGUCGUGGUUUUUAAGGUUUACGGUGUGCAAUUAGGUGUGAUCAUCGAUUAACCCUUGUGUGAGAGUGAGCAGAGCCGGGACGUUAAUUACACAACGACGGUUAACGAUUACAAUUUAAUUAAUUGCUUGUGUGAUGUGUGUUUCGUGGAGUUACUGUUUAGCGUGCACGCACUGGCUGUACACUUCCGGUGAGUCGUAACGCCGCCCGGAGAAAACUGCACCACGCUCCCGCCCAAGGUUUCCUCCGGCGGUGCCCCACCAGAUAAAGCAUAUCGAAAUAAUUCAGCCAUUGGGUGCAUUUGUGCGAGUGUGCGUGUGUUUGUGUGCGUAUGUAAAGAGAAGAUAAAGGGAAGGAGUGCCGCCGUUGAGAGCAGAGUAGUGUGUUGAAACUGUGAUUGCCACCGUCGCACAAUGUCGCUGUUUACGUCGAGCAACAGCAGGCCGCGAUCCCUGAUGGAGGCGCUGCUGGCGAAGAAGAUCGAGGCAGCGUCACAGCAGACGGGCCCGGGCGGAUCGCGGCUCAUCCGGACGGAUUCGAUGGAUUCGACCAGCAGCAUCGGCUCGCACGGAUCGCUCAUACUCGGUGACGAUGUGUGCCGGUGCGAUGACUGCCUGCUCGGGAUCGUCGAUCGCUAUACCAUCGGGCCGAAGGAAACGGCAAGCGGUAUUAAAAAGCCUUCUGGAUGGCGUAAAUUGCGCAACAUCGUACAGUGGACACCGUUCUUCCAGACGUACAAAAAGCAACGCUAUCCGUGGGUGCAGCUAGCCGGGCAUCAGGGAAACUUCAAAGCCGGACCGGACCAGGGAACCGUACUGAAGAAGCUAUGCCCCAAAGAGGAAAAGUGUUUUAAGGUACUGAUGAAGGAUGUCCUGAGACCCUACGUUCCCGAGUACAAGGGUCAGGUGAAUAGUGAAGAUGGCGAAUCAACCUAUAUACAGCUGCAGGAUCUACUCAGCGAUUUCUAUCAACCGUGCGUGAUGGAUUGUAAGAUAGGCGUCCGGACCUACCUAGAAGAGGAACUGUCGAAAGCCAAAGAGAAGCCGAAACUUCGAAAAGAUAUGUACGAAAAGAUGAUACAGAUCGAUCAAAACGCCCCCACCGAAGAGGAGCACCGUGCUAAAGGUGUCACCAAGCCACGCUACAUGGUAUGGAGGGAAACCAUCUCCAGCACGUCCACGCUCGGAUUUCGAAUAGAGGGCAUCAAAAAGAGUGACGGCACGAGUUCAAAGGAUUUCAAAACGACAAAAUCGCGUGAUCAAAUCUGUGAAGCAUUUCGCGAAUUUACUGACGGGUUCCCGCAUGCAAUGCCUAAAUACAUUCAACGGUUGAAGGCGAUUCGGGCAACGCUCGAGUAUUCCGAGUUUUUCAAAAGCCACGAGGUGAUAGGAAGCUCACUGUUGUUCGUGCACGACCGUCACAAGGCAAGCGUCUGGCUGAUCGACUUUGCCAAAACGGUCGCGCUUCCGGAGAGUGUGGCCAUUACGCAUGACAGCAAGUGGAAGGUGGGCAACCACGAAGACGGCUACCUGAUCGGGAUCAACAAUCUGAUCGACAUCUUCAGCGAAGUGCACGAUCGGCAAACACUGCAGUGCCUGACGGAGCGAAUACCCCGGCUUUCGCUACCGGACGACACCAACGGUAUCGAUGCGAAUUCGGAUGAUCCUCUGCGUCACGACGGGUGCAAUCGGAACAGUGAGAUCUCGUCUGCUGCCGUACCCGCCGUGCCGGACCGAUGUGUCGAUAAGAUCGGCUGUGUGAAUAACAACAACAAUUACGACUGCAAACCAGAGGAUCAGCAGCUGGUGGGCAACAGCACGGCGGACACGAGCACAGGCCUGCGUGACUGUAUCGGGUCGAGUUCGGGGUAGUGCCGGCAGGUCUGGCCGGGCGGGUACGCUGCCAACCAAGGACUGAAUCGAAUUAGUAUGUAAGAUUUUUGUUUGUGGUCAACCACGAAAACACAUGCAGUUGUCGAAUGAUUGAGAACCGUUUGUUCAUACUCCGGCAUCGAGCGAGUGAGAAUCCUUUGUUAAUUUAUAAAAUACUACGAUCAAACACUCUGAACAUUAGGAUAGUAAUGGUAGCGUAAAGUACAGAAGACGAACAUACAGUUUAAUAUAUUCAACUCUAUUACGAAAA
Messenger RNA from Anopheles coluzzii, 2269 nucleotides. RefSeq names its product inositol-trisphosphate 3-kinase A-like. Bases 541 to 1998 code for a protein of 485 amino acids. The record is from RefSeq and is a predicted model, not a curated record. Gene Ontology annotation, molecular function: inositol tetrakisphosphate kinase activity; inositol-1,4,5-trisphosphate 3-kinase activity. Gene Ontology annotation, cellular component: nucleus; cytoplasm. Gene Ontology annotation, biological process: inositol phosphate biosynthetic process. NCBI's taxonomy places the organism in Eukaryota, Metazoa, Arthropoda, Insecta, Diptera, Culicidae. The transcript is spliced from 8 exons.